UUCUGAUAUCCAUCUCCGUCUGCCAGCAGCCAUUGUUUUCGGAAGCUCGAGCUUCAAAACUAGCAAUGGGUUCCUCUGCUAUUGUCACUUCACUGUCUCUGAGCUUCAAACAAGUUCCUCCAACAGCUGUUCCAGCUUUUCUCGACUGUGUUCUAAGCUCCACAGGCGUAUCUCCCUCCUCCCUUUUCGAUUCUCUCAUCAAAGAGUUUCCUUUUAAUGUUGAGGAUACGAUUAGUGGCGACAAGAAGUUUGAUUCUGAUGAUUGCAACCACAUUGCUUCCUUGGUGUCUGGUCUUUGUCAUCUCCUAAAGAGUUUUGGCUUUGGUACUGAGGAUAAUCAUAAUGCGUUGCAGUUGUUUGUGUGGAGAGUGUUUAUUCCACUGAUGAAGAUGGUUCGUGCUUAUGACUUGGAUUUGCUUAACAAGAUUGUACAAUCGUUCUUUGACGUUGUGGUCGAGACUAGUGCAUUGGAUAUAUUGAGAGUUAGUUUGGUGCCUUUUUUACUGAGAUCAGUUGGUGUUUCGAUGGGAAUGAUUGGACACGAGGAAUCAGAUUUCAUUAGAUGGGGGGAGCUGUUACUUGGCGACUCUUUGAAUACGGAUAAUAUGGAUGAUAACUACAUUGCAUCUUUGUCUGAGUCAUUUCCGAUCCCACUGUCGUGUCAUCUCCUUAACUUGAUACUAAACGCUGCUUUUCAAAGUCACCAAGGAGUUUCAAAGGUGGAGAAUUUUGCAGAUGGUAUGCUUUGGGAUUUGUGUAAUACUACUGAGAGGUUUUUGUCACAAAGUGUAGAGCAUCGUUCAUGUGCUGUUAGUUUCCUCCUCCCUGCUGUUUUCAAGGCAUUCUCUUCUCAGUGUUCUUUGAAGAUCUCACUUCAAGGAAGUGUGUACAUACUUUCAAGGAAUGGCUUCAAGAAAAGGAUUUGGGAAUGCUGCAAGAAGCUGUUCUCGGUUGGGUCAAUAGAGAGAAGGGAUGCUUACAGUGUUCUCUCUUUGUGCCUUUCGUCUGGCUCUUGGACGGACGGAACAGAAAGUUAUGUCUCAGAGAAAGACGCUGUCGAGUUUGACUUUAGGUCUGAACAAGAGUUUUGGGAAGAAAUCAAGAAAGGCUUGGUUUUUGAUGAGAGCUUAGUAAGGAAGCAGUCCUUGCAUAUACUGAAAUCAGUUUUAUCCAUAAGCGAUGUGAGUAAGACGAGUUCUGAGAAGAAGCCAGAAGGGAACUCAGUUCAUCGUGCUUUGACGAAAAAGGAGAUGUGGGCUGAAAAGGAAGCCAAGUCACUUGGUGUGGGAGAAUUGUAUGGCUCUGUUGAAUCUGCUUUGACUAGUCAGCAGCAGCAGUGGCAAGCUUUUGUGCUCUUGUAUGAGAUGCUUGACGAGUACGGCACUCAUCUCGUUGAAGCAGUGUGGAGUAACCAGAUUGAUUUGUUAAUCAAAUCAUCCUUCAGAUAUGAAGAAACUCCAGGUGAAGAAGCUGAAAUAUUUAAUUGGUUAGAGGUUCUUUGGAAUCGAGGCUUUCGUCAUGAUAAUCCUCUAGUCAGGUGCACGGUCAUGGAGUCUUUUAUGGGGAUUGAGUGGAGAAGAUACAAGACAUGUACACAGUCAAUGUCCCAGACUUUCGUUCUUGGGCCUUUCAUAGAGGCUUUAAAUGAUUCUACACACCACAAGGAUUUCGGGCUGAAAGGAAUCUAUACCUCAAGAACAAUUGAAGGUGCAGCUCAAUAUGUGUGCGCGUACACAAGUUGCCUCAGCCCAAGGAAUCGGAUUGGAUUUUUGAUCAACUUGGCAUCUCUUGCAAAGAAACAGUCUUUUGGUAGAGCUGGGUUUAUGGCUCUCGCACAGUGCAUUGUUUCUACAGCAUAUGUGGUUGGGGGAUACGGGAACAAGGAAAUGGAGCAUCACGAAAAUAGAUUCUCUGGGACUCCCCUAGAACCUUCUACUGAACAUUUGAGUCAAGAUGAUAUGUCACAUAUACUGGAUGUCUUGAAGUUUGUUGCAGAGAGCAGUAGACAACACUUUAAUCAUAAAUACCGUACUCGAGUUUGCCAAAAAUUGUUGGAAACUGCUGCUUCAGUGGUGAACCCUUGUGAAGUACCUCUUGGAACACUAUUGCAGUUUGUAUCAGCAAUUCCUCGGGAGUUUACUGACCAUAAUGGUUCAUUGCGGAAAACGAUGCUAGAAUGGCUUCAGGGGUGCAACAGAAACACUUCCAACAGUCUUCUAGCGAGCCUUGAUGAGUAUCUGAAAGAAUUUGUCAAUGAUCAUGUUGAGAGUUAUGACGAUGAAGACUUGGAAGCAUGGGAAUCCCAAACAAAACGAUGGGCAAGAGUAUUUUUCCUCACAGUUAACGAUGAAGAACAUCUCUCCGAUAUCAUAAUGUUUGUGCAAAACACCGGCGUUAAUCUUUUCAAAGAGAAUAACCAUUUAGAACGAGCACCUGCGAAGCUCUUAAUCUUUAUUCUGAGUGUGCUCUCAGAGCUCCAGAACAUGGUCUCUGUUGAGGAAAAUGACAAGCAGAUCGUUGAUAGUGCUUCAGUUAUUAAUGAAAAGUUUGCUGCUGUUCUCUUAUCGAUACUGAAGCAGCUGAUUUCAUUUGCUGAUUCAUCUUGCUCAAUAUUCUGGUCUCGCACUGCUGUGGAGAAUGGUGUUCUGUCUGGUUCUAUCACAGGAAAACUAGGGGGUCCAAGUCAACGCCGGCUAUCUGUUCCUACUACAACAGCUGUACUAGAAGCCGUAACGUCAGUGAAAAUUAUUGGGCUGAUCUCGUCGUACUGUGGUCAAGUCACUAGUGGUGUUAAUGAACUCAAACUAGCGUUGGCCUUCUUUUGGAAGUUCGUCCGGCAUACACUAUCACCUCAACAUUGCAAUUCUGAGGCUGAAGCUGAGAUCUGUCUUGCAGCAUUUGAAGCUCUAGCUGCUGUACUGAAUGCAUUUGCGUCCUUGAGCUCAGCUAGAGCUUUCAACCUUUUAGAAAACGAUAAUACAUUAUUAGACAUGGUGGACGGUGAAUAUUGGUUACAAGCUUCAGUUCCUGCUUUCCUCCACAACAUCAACCAUCUUCUCACAGCAGGACUUUUGGUAAGAAGUAGAAGGGCCGUUCUGCUUAGCUGGAAGUGGCUUUGUGUGGAGUCUCUAUUAUCAGUCAUGCAUGUUCUUGAUGUCAGACGUAUUCCAGGGGAUAGAACGUCUUUCUUCUCUGAUGAUACAGUUAAAAGCCUCUUUUAUGAUAUUGUAGAGAGCCUUGAAAAUGCUGGGGAAGGUUCUGCUUUGCCUAUGCUGAAAUCUGUCAGACUUGCUUUGGGGAUACUUGCGUCUGGGAAAUCAUCUUUGGAUGGUUUCUCGGGUGUGGAUACUCAGACGAUGUGGCAGCUGGUCAAAUCGUGUUGGAUAUUGCAUAUCAGCUGCAAGAAGAGAAGGGUUGCACCCAUUGCUGCGCUUUUGUCUUCUGUGUUGCAUUCUUCUUUGUUUAGUAAUAAAGAAAUGCACGUAGCUGAAGAUGGAGAUGGUCCGCUGAAGUGGUUUGUUGAAAAAGUACUUGAGGAAGGUCAAAAAAGUCCACGCACAAUUCGUCUUGCUGCCUUGCACCUAACAGGGCUGUGGCUCAAGUACCCUAGGACGAUAAAGUACUACAUUAAAGAAUUGAAGCUUCUGACUCUCUAUGGCUCUGUUGCGUUUGAUGAGGAUUUUGAAGCUGAGUUAUCUGACAAUAGUGAUGCAAGAACUGAAGUAUCAUUACUGGCAAAAAACCCAGACCCUGAACUGACAGAAGUUUUUAUCAAUACGGAGUUAUAUGCACGUGUGUCAGUCUCUGGUCUGUUUCAGAAGCUCGCUGAUUUGGCCAAUAUGGCCGAACCAGCAUGUCAAAAUCAAGAUUAUCAGGAUUCUCUUGUGGCUGGAAAGAUGUUUCUGUUGGAGCUUCUUGAUGCAGCGGUGCAUGAUAAAGACUUGGCAAAAGAGCUUUAUAAGAAGUAUAGUGCUAUCCAUAGACGGAAAAUACGAGCCUGGCAGAUGAUAUGCAUUAUGUCGCGAUUUGUCAGCAAUGACAUUGUUGGCCAAGUCAUGGAGAGUGUGCACAUUUGCUUAUAUAGAAAUAACUUGCCUGCUGUUCGACAAUACCUGGAAACAUUUGCCAUAAACAUUUACCUGAAGUUUCCGCCAUUGGUUAAAGAGCAGUUAGUUCCUAUACUGCAAAAUUAUGACACUAAAGCUCAGCAAGCUCUCUCGUCCUAUGUCUUCAUUGCAGCCAAUGUCAUCCUCCAUGCCGAAAAGAUAGCGCAACAGACAAAUUUGAGAGAACUUCUUCCACCAAUAAUUCCAUUAUUAACUUCUCAUCACCACAGCUUAAGAGGUUUCACUCAGCUAUUAGUGCAUCGGGUGCUCUUCAGACUGUUUCCCCCCGUGGAGUCCACAUCCGCUCCAACAAUAUCGUUGGAGAAACUCUCUUUUGAGAAUUUGAAGUCUUACCUGGACAAGAAUCCUGAUUGUUCAAGAUUGCGAUCAUCAAUGGAAGGAUAUCUUGAUGCCUAUGAUCCCACCACAUCUGCCACUCCGGCUGGUGUUUUUGUCAAUCGUGUUGAGGAAAGUGAGUUCGAAUGUGUUCCAACAUGCCUCAUGGAUAACGUGAUUUCUUUUCUGAAUGAUGUUAGGGAAGAUCUUCGUGCUUCCAUGGCAAAGGACAUUGUUACCAUUAAGAAUGAAGGCUUCAAGAUCGAAGAAGAGCCCAACCGGAGGUUGAUCACUUCCACAUCAGAUGAAGAAAGACUUUCUGAACCAUCUUCGUUGGACUUCCAGAAGAAGAUCACUCUUUCUAAACAUGAGAAGCAAGAUGCUAGUUCAACUUCUGUGCUCCAAAACGGAGAAACUUACAAACGGCUCUUUGAAAUGGAGAAAGAAGACGAGCUUGUGAGUCAGCUCUUACGAUCUAGAAGCAUGGAGGUGGAGAGGUUGAAAUCUGGCCGACAGAGUUUGAUCCUUGUGGCUUCGUUAGUUGAUCGUAUUCCUAAUCUUGCUGGACUAGCCCGGACAUGCGAGAUAUUUAAAGCAUCAGGUCUUGUCGUUGGAGAUGCAAGCAUAAUACACGACAAGCAGUUCCAACUAAUCAGCGUGACUGCUGAGAAAUGGGUUCCAAUCGUUGAAGUCCCGGUGAACAGUUUGAAACUGUUCUUGGAGAAAAAGAAAAGAGAAGGGUUCUCAAUCUUGGGACUGGAGCAGACAGCUAACAGUGUUUCUCUGGACAAAUAUCAGUUCCCAAAGAAGACUGUGUUGGUGCUGGGUCGGGAAAAGGAAGGCAUACCUGUGGAUAUAAUCCAUGUACUGGACGCUUGUGUGGAGAUCCCACAACUAGGAGUUGUUAGGUCCCUCAACGUCCACGUCAGCGGCGCCAUUGCUCUCUGGGAAUACACUCGCCAACAACGCAUUCAAUAGUUUUUAUCUGACCUCCCAUCAUUUUUGCCUAAACAGUUAUAGCAUUAAAAGUCAUGACCAACGUUUUUUUUUACAUGAAAUAGAGAUGUUUAUGGCAUUUCAAUCUCUGGUUACGAUAUUUAAAAAAAAGUCCUAACACUAUACUACUCAUCUACAGUGAUGUCUGUGACAAACUGACAGUGACACUGCAUGUUAUUCGUAAUUAAUUAUGAUCUUUGAAUAUCUGC
Molecule: messenger RNA, 5647 nt
Organism: Eruca vesicaria subsp. sativa (arugula)
Lineage: Eukaryota; Viridiplantae; Streptophyta; Magnoliopsida; Brassicales; Brassicaceae
Source: the annotation of a GenBank genome assembly